Osmia lignaria (orchard mason bee) is the source of this 2752-nucleotide messenger RNA. It is a transcript of the gene Septin1, whose product is annotated as Septin 1. Gene Ontology annotation, biological process: cell division. Gene Ontology annotation, molecular function: GTP binding. The record is from RefSeq and is a predicted model, not a curated record. Lineage: Eukaryota; Metazoa; Arthropoda; Insecta; Hymenoptera; Megachilidae.
AACAUUUCCUGUAUGUAUGUAUAGUUGGUGCAACAUCUUUUCAUGUAUUGCUCAAUCCACGUCAAAAAAGUGUAUUUGUUGAUUAUGGUUGUGCCUACUAUUGACUACGAACUAUUAAUGGAAAAAUAAUGUUGAUCAUAGUGGAUUUGAAAUUUAAAUUGUAACCUAUUGGAUCUUUUGUUCGUAUUCAUAUAAUAUAUAUACAUAUAUUUUCGGCAUGAUUACGAUAUCACACUCUACCAUAAUACAACUUUUACUGGCUUGAAACUUAGCUUUGGCUUGUUCCGAAUAACGUUUAAAGACGCCACGCAAUCAGCUUAAUUUCUUUUUACCGUUACAUUGAAUUAUCGAAUAAAAAUGUCUAGCGAAAGCGUAAAAACGUUUGCUAGUCUUGAGACUCCUGGAUAUGUAGGAUUUGCAAAUCUACCUAAUCAAGUACAUAGAAAAUCAGUGAAAAAAGGAUUUGAAUUUACACUUAUGGUGGUUGGAGAAUCUGGUCUAGGAAAAUCUACACUAGUAAAUAGUUUGUUUCUUACUGAUUUAUAUCCGGAACGUGUAAUUCCUGAUGCUAUAGAGAAAACUAAUCAAACUGUGAAACUUGAUGCUUCCACUGUGGAGAUUGAAGAGAGGGGGGUAAAACUUAGGUUGACUGUUGUUGAUACUCCAGGUUAUGGAGAUGCAAUUGAUAAUACAGAUAGUUUUAGAGCCAUAAUACAAUACAUUGAUGAUCAGUUCGAAAGAUUUUUACGUGAUGAAAGUGGUUUAAAUAGAAGGAAUAUAGUAGACAAUAGAAUACACUGUUGUUUUUAUUUCAUUUCACCAUUUGGUCAUGGAUUAAAACCUUUAGAUAUAGAAUUUAUGAAACAGCUUCAUAACAAAGUUAAUAUUGUACCAGUAAUUGCAAAGGCUGAUGUACUUACAAAAAAAGAAGUAUUACGCUUGAAGAAACGUGUUAUGGAAGAAAUUGAAGGCAGUGGAAUAAAGAUUUAUCCCCUGCCAGAUUGUGAUAGCGACGAGGAUGAAGAUUACAAAGAGCAAGUUCGACAGUUAAAAGAAGCAGUUCCAUUUGCCGUAUGCGGAGCAAAUACUUUAUUAGAAGUAAAAGGACGGAAAGUACGUGGACGAUUGUAUCCAUGGGGUGUAGUUGAAGUUGAGAACCCAGACCAUUGUGAUUUUAUAAAGCUAAGAACAAUGUUAAUCACGCAUAUGCAGGAUUUACAAGAAGUAACUCAAGAAGUACAUUAUGAAAAUUAUCGCAGUGAAAGAUUAGCGAAAGGAGCUCCUGUACCACCUCGCAGACAAACCAUUGUUGAAUCUGAAAAAAGUAACUCUGUAUCAGAGAAAGAUCGUAUUUUGCAAGAAAAAGAGGCAGAGUUACGACGCAUGCAAGAACUUCUUGCGGUAAUGCAGGCACAAAUGCAACAGCAACAACCAUAACUACACAUGCCUUGUGCACAAAUGUGCGAGGAAAGUCAUUCUUCGCCAUUACAGGUGCCAAAAAAAUGUAUCAAAUAAUUGAUAUUAUUCGAGAUAAAAAUUUUUAAAACUUAUUUUUGACAAACGUAUUUAUAAGAAAUAAGUUUUUCUAUUCAGUAUUUUUCUUUUUUAUACUAAGUCAUAAACAUAAUUGUUCGUGUUCCAGUAUCUCAACGAAAUCAAAAAGUGACAUAAAAAUGUAUAAGUUUAUGAGUGUGUAAUACAUAAUAUGACUAUAGCUUAAAAAAUGAUUUAUAAUAAUACAACAUAGACAUAUGUGAUAAGUGCCUUGCAUAUUGUUCUUAAUAGAAAAAUUUACAGUUUUCAUUAUUCAAGUACAAGGAUAAUACAUAAUAUACUCCAUUCUGUAAAAUUACAUUGUUAUAAAAGAUUCAUAUUUCUUAAAAUAGCAAAGGCAGUACAAUUGAGAUUUGAUAGUGUUGUAUAAUAGUAAAUGGUGUAAUGUAACAAAACAUGCACAAUUUUUUAGAUAUUGAAAAGAAAAAUUUCAUUCUAAAAUAAGUAAAGAAACAUGACAGGCCAUAGUAUGAAGUUACUGAUGAAAAAUUAUUUAUAUAAUACAUACCAUAAUUCAGUAAAAUUGGUAUUUUAUAUAUUUUACAGAUAAAUCCACAAAGGCAUUUAAGUUUAUGUGUAUAUCGUUUACACAGUAAAGUUUUAAAGUUACUGACAUAAAAUUGUUAGUAAUUAUUUAGCAUAUCUAAUAAUUAACAAAUUUACAUUUUGUGAUAAGCAGUUAAAUAGGAAUAAAUAAUUUCGCACGUGUUUACGUAUUUGCAAUAUGUAAAGUAUUAUCUUUAAUUUUACUUUUACUUAAUAUUGUAUGACACUAGCCAUUUAAUUCAUUUUUUUUAUUAUUCAUCUCAAAGAAAGAUUUAGGAAAUUAAUAUAAUACUCUAUACUGAAAAAAUAAAAAUUUAUAAGAAAAUAUUUAUAUAAUGCAUGUGAGACAAAUAUCAAUAUACUAUGUGCAUUUACUUUAUUUCUUAACUAUUGUACUUAUAUGUAUGCGUUUUUAUACUAAGAACUAUUUUGCGCUUUUGUAUGUAUUGUACAGGUACACUGAGAGUGCAUUUUAUAUCUCUUUUAUACAAAUAUAUUUACUAUAAUUUAUAACAUUAAGUGUUUAAGAUUUAUGCAUAUAAUAGUCUAUUAUUGUUGAAAAUGCUGCAAAGCCUGCUGCUCCAAAUAAGCCUGCCUUUACACCAGCUGAAACAUAAAAUUAUACUUACAAAUAUAUGUAGUAUAAAUAUUA